This is a messenger RNA of Camarhynchus parvulus, 1285 nucleotides long. It is a transcript of the gene UROD, whose product is annotated as uroporphyrinogen decarboxylase. The transcript has 10 exons. The record is from RefSeq and is a predicted model, not a curated record. Gene Ontology annotation, biological process: heme biosynthetic process. Gene Ontology annotation, molecular function: uroporphyrinogen decarboxylase activity. Bases 71 to 1180 code for a protein of 369 amino acids. Gene Ontology annotation, cellular component: cytosol. Lineage: Eukaryota; Metazoa; Chordata; Aves; Passeriformes; Thraupidae.
GACGGGGCCGGGAUAGGGCGGACCGCGCGCGUCGGGAGGCAACGGAGAGGCCGGGAAGCGGCUUAGGAGCAUGGCGGGUGGCGAUCGGCUCCUCCCCAAAGGCUUCCCCAAGCUGAAGAAUGACACUUUCCUGCGUGCGGCGCGUGGGGAGCAGACGGAGCACACCCCGGUGUGGUGCAUGCGGCAGGCGGGGCGCUACCUGCCAGAGUUUCGGGAGACGCGGGCGUCACAGGAUUUCUUUGCCACUUGCCGGAGCCCCAAAUUGUGCUGUGAGCUGACACUGCAGCCACUAAGACGAUUCCCCCUGGAUGCUGCCAUCAUCUUCUCUGACAUCUUGGUGGUGCCCCAGGCACUGGGCAUGGAGGUUGUCAUGGUCCCUGGCAAAGGACCCACGUUCACAGAGCCCCUGAAGGAGGUGGAGGAUCUGCUGAAACUGCGACAGAAGGUGGAUGUCACGGCAGAGUUAGGUUACGUCUUCCAGGCCAUCACACUGACACGGCACAGCCUGGAGGGCAAGGUGCCGCUCAUCGGCUUCUCGGGGGCACCGUGGACACUCAUGUCCUACAUGAUUGAAGGUGGUGGCUCCACUACAAUGGCCAAGGCCAAGAGCUGGCUCUACCGUCACCCCGAGGCAAGCCACCGUCUGCUACGCCUGCUGGCUGAUGUCAUCAUCGACUACCUGGUGGGGCAGGUGGCUGCUGGCGCGCAGGCGCUCCAGCUGUUUGAGUCCCACGCAGGGCACCUGGGCCCGGAGCUGUUUCAGGACUUUGCCCUGCCUUACAUCCGGGACAUUGCCCAGGCUGUCAAGAGCAAGCUGAAGGAGGAGGCACUGCCCCUGGUGCCCAUGAUCAUCUUUGCCAAGGAUGCACACUACGCCCUGCGCGACCUGGCCCACGCCGGUUACGAGGUCGUCGGUCUCGACUGGACCAUCCGGCCCCAGGAAGCUCGUGCACAGAUAGGAAAAGAUGUCACCCUGCAAGGGAACCUGGAUCCGUGUGCUCUCUAUGCGCCCAAGGAGAAGAUUGGCGAGCUGGUGAAGAAGAUGCUGGAGAGUUUUGGGACCCAACGCUAUAUUGCCAACCUGGGCCACGGCCUCUACCCUGACAUGAACCCUGAACAUGUGGGUGCCUUUGUGGAAGCUGUGCAUGCUCAUUCCCGUCAUAUCAACAAGCACAGCUGAGCCUGGCGCCUUGGGGACAGGACUCUGGUUUGGGCACAGUCACCCAUGUUGUCACAGGGCUCACUCUAGGCUGGGCUGCAGCAUUAAACCAGGACUUCCUCUGCA